Molecule: messenger RNA, 1058 nt
Organism: Cynara cardunculus var. scolymus (artichoke)
Lineage: Eukaryota; Viridiplantae; Streptophyta; Magnoliopsida; Asterales; Asteraceae
Product: endoglucanase 25-like
Exons: 2
Coding region: 293-1021 (242 amino acids)
Biological process (GO): carbohydrate metabolic process
Molecular function (GO): hydrolase activity, hydrolyzing O-glycosyl compounds
Source: RefSeq, a predicted model, not a curated record
UUCCUGGAAUCACAUGGUCUCAAAAACCCCACUGUCUUCUCUUUGUCACUUCACACACAUAAGAAAAUAGAACCGUGUGUGCGUUUUAGCGUGUGAAUUUCAAGCUACACCCAGAUAGAUUCGCAUUCUAAAGUGCUUGAUUUCAUCUUUUUUAUCUUCAAUUUUCUGUUUUUCUAUAUGGGGUUUCGAUUGAUUUUAUCAAAAGACCAAAUCUUAAAUAACCGUGUGUUUGGUAGUACUUAAUUUCUUAACAACACUCAGUUUCUUUGAUUCUUUCAUCUGGGUUGCAGUCAUGAGUAUGUACGGCAGAGAUCCGUGGGGUGGGCCAUUAGAGAUAAACACGGCGGAUUCCGCGACCGACGAUGACCGGAGCAGGAACCUGAAUGACUUUGACAGGGCGGCGCUUUCCCGUCCUUUAGACGAGACGCAGCAGAGCUGGCUGUUGGGUCCUGGAGAACAGAAGAAGAAGAGGUAUGUAGAUCUGGGUUGUAUCAUCGUCAGCCGUAAGAUCUUUAUUUGGACUGUUGGAACGAUCCUAGCCGUUGCUUUCACUGCCGGAAUUAUUACAGUAAUAGUCAAGAAUGUGCCUAGGCAUCACAAACAUCCACCAGCACCAGAUAAUUACACUAUUGCUCUACAGAAAGCUCUCAAGUUCUUCAAUGCCCAAAAGUCCGGAAAGCUCCCCAAGCAUAAUAAUGUGUCGUGGAGAGGUAAUUCAUGUUUAAACGAUGGGAAGUUGGACAAAUCUGGGGCUGUAAUUAAAGAUCUAGUGGGUGGGUAUUAUGAUGCCGGGGAUGCGAUAAAGUUUCAUUUCCCCAAGGCUUUUGCCAUGACUAUGUUGAGUUGGAGCGUGAUCGAAUACAGCGCCAAAUAUGAAGCUGCUGGAGAGCUUGCCCAUGUUAAAGAGAUCAUUAAGUGGGGCACUGAUUACUUUCUAAAGACGUUCAAUUCUACGGCCGACACCAUAAGCCAACUUGUGGCUCAGGUUGACUUUGAAAUCUUUUUUCAAUGUGAAUUGUAACCGUUAUUUAAAAUAGUAUUUGUCCCACAUCGCCAGG